Molecule: messenger RNA, 448 nt
Organism: Bubalus bubalis (water buffalo)
Lineage: Eukaryota; Metazoa; Chordata; Mammalia; Artiodactyla; Bovidae
Gene: SCGB3A2
Product: secretoglobin family 3A member 2
Exons: 3
Coding region: 82-360 (92 amino acids)
Source: RefSeq, a predicted model, not a curated record
AGGGGAACCACUGGCUCAGUGGACCCCUUAGGUUUUCCAGUUUAAUUUUAAACUCCAGGUAAAUAUCACAGGUAACCCACCAUGAAGCUGGUCACUGUGUUCCUGCUGGUGACCAUCGGCAUUUGCAGUUACUCUGCUACCGCCUUCCUCAUCAACAGUUUGCCUCUUCCCGUGGACAAGGUCUUGCCUUUGCCUCUGGAUGCUCUCCCACUCCUGGACCCACUGAAGCUUCUUCUGAAUACUCUGGGCAUUUCCGUUGAGCACCUUGUGGAAGGGCUGAGGAAGUGUGUCAAUGAGCUGACACCAGAGGCUUCCGAGGCCGUGAAGAAACUACUGGAGGCGCUCUCAUAUUUGGUGUGAUGGCAGAAAAAGCAAGAGUGGGGGAGGGAGGGAGGGAGAUGAUGCUCUCCCUCCCUCCCCCGCAGAAACUCUUUCCAUCCUAAAAUGU